This is a messenger RNA of Caenorhabditis elegans, 1142 nucleotides long. RefSeq names its product Nuclear Hormone Receptor family (gene nhr-107). The coding region runs from base 23 to 1096 and encodes 357 amino acids. NCBI's taxonomy places the organism in Eukaryota, Metazoa, Nematoda, Chromadorea, Rhabditida, Rhabditidae. The transcript has 8 exons. The record is from RefSeq and is marked reviewed.
AUAAGUUUGAAAAGCAACAAAAAUGGUGAAUUGUAUGGUUUGUGAUGCGUCAUCGGCUCAGUAUCAUUUUGGAGCAAUUGCAUGCAGAGCAUGUGCUGCGUUUUUCAGAAGAUAUGUAAACUCAAAAAAGCUGACAAUUUUGUGCAAAUGCCUAUCAAAGAAAGAAAGCCAAUACCCGUGUAGGCUGUGUCGCAUGAAAAAGUGCAAGGCAGUGGGCAUGGAAGCAUCAAAAGUACAAGGACCUCGAGAUGUCAAUAAUCCGUUUAAAAUAAAAAUGAUUGAAGGGUCAUCGUCUCCAGAGUCUACUCUUUCAAGUAUUGAGUACGGACUUCAACCUAGAGACUCGGAACUCAUAAAGUUAAUUAUUAAAAACUACAAAAAUCUCGAAAUGACAAGAGAAGCUAUAUACAACAUGACACCCAGCACAACUGGAACAAUGCAAGUGAAUCUUUACGAAUUAUCAUUGGAAGUAAAAACGGAUUCUAAGCUGAUGUGGAAACUAUGCGAGGAUACAUUCCCUGAGUUUAAUCAGCUGUGCAAAAUGGAUAAGAGAAUUUUGUUCAACAACUUUUAUUCGAAAUGGAGUAUUUUGGAGGUAACAAUGCUUGCAACAAAAUAUAAUGAUUCAAAGAAUUUCUAUUCUCCAUCCGGAGCAAUGUGUACAUCAAUUAACGAAUUUUAUGUCAACACCGUGAGAGAUAAUUCAGCAAUAAGUCAAGAGGAUAUAAUAAGGGUAUUUGAACCGUACUGGAAAUAUCAUUUCGAACAAGUUAUUGACCCGUUUCUUGCAUUGAAACUCAACGACAUGGAAAACAUGGCACUGUUUGGAAUUAUUUUUUGGGAUGGAAGUUAUACGAAUAUCAGCGACGAAUUAUCAGAACUAUGCCAUUCUAUGCGAAAAAUCAUAUGUCGAGAGCUGAGCGCACAUUUUAAUGAGACAUGUACAACAUCGAGCAGAUUCUUUGAAACCUUGGACACUCUGAACAUAAUUGAGAAGGCAGAACGAAAAUGUCAAGAAGAAAUUGCUUUGUGCGGAUUUUACAACUUUGAAGUUGAUGACGACAUGAAAAACAUGAUAAUGUGGGAGAAAUACUGAAAUAAGAAAAUAUCAUAUUCGGUGUGAAUAAAAUUUUCCGUAUUUA